Molecule: messenger RNA, 2931 nt
Organism: Mustela erminea (ermine)
Lineage: Eukaryota; Metazoa; Chordata; Mammalia; Carnivora; Mustelidae
Gene: FANCF
Product: FA complementation group F
Exons: 1
Coding region: 51-1127 (358 amino acids)
Biological process (GO): interstrand cross-link repair
Cellular component (GO): Fanconi anaemia nuclear complex
Source: RefSeq, a predicted model, not a curated record
AUGCAGAGAGUCGGCGUCUCCAAGGUGAAUGCGGAAGUAAGCACGCCCCCAUGGAAUCGCUCGUGGAGCACCUUCAGCGCUUCUCCGAGCUUCUGGCCGUCUCCCGCACGACCCACGUCAGCACCUGGGACCCCGCAACCGUGCGCAGGGCCUUGCAGUGGGCUCGCUACCUGCGCCACGUCCAUAGGCGCUUUGGCCGCCAUGUUCGCAUUCGCACGGCUCUGGAGCGGCGGCUGCAAAACCAGUGGAGACAGGAGGGCGCGUCUGGGUCCGCUCCAGUCCCCGGGUUGACGAACUUCCAGGCCCUGGGGCGCGGUGACCUCCUGCUGUCUCUGCGCCUGCUGGAGAACCGGGCCCUCGGGGAUGCCGCCUAUCACUACCUGCUGCAGCAGCUCUUUCCGGGCCCGGGCGUCCCGGAUCCCGACGAGGAGGCGCUCCAAGGCAGCCUGGCCCGCCUCGCCCGCUGCCGCUCCGCCGUCCAGUUGCUGCGUUUCAGCGGCCCCGGCGAGAAGUCGGCGCUCGAGGACCCAGUGCUGAAGACCCAGGCGGAGCUGCUGCUGGAGCGUCUGCGGGAGGUGCCGAAGGCCGAGGCCGAGGGCCCCAGCAGGUUUCUCAGCACUCUGUGGGACCGCUUGCCGCAGAACAACUUUCUGAAGGUCCUAGCGGCCGCGCUGUUGCUUCCCCCGUCGUCUCCCCGGCCCCAGGGAGAAGAGUUGGAGCCGGGCACCCCCCAAACGCCCGGAGACAGGUCUCAGGAGCUGGUCUGUUGGCUUUUGGCGAAAUCGGAUGCCCUGGCCGCCUUUUGCCGCAGCCUCCCGGUCGGGCUUCUAACUUCGGUGGCAGGCCGCCACCCCGCGCUCUGCCGGGCCUAUCUGGGUCUGCUUACAGACUGGGGUCGGCGUCUGCACUACGACCUCCCGAAGGGCACUUGGGUUGGAGCUGAGCCCCAACACGUGUGCUGGGAGGAGCUGUACGGCCGGUUUCAAAGCCUCUGCCGGGCCCCUCCGCCUCUGAAAGACGAAGUUCUAACUGCCCUGGAGGCCUGUAAGGCGCAGGAUGGAGAUUUCCAAGUUCCGGGUGUCAGCAUCUGGACAGACCUGUUGCUAGCCCUUGGGAGUGGGUCAUGAUCUUGCUUUUGGGGGGCGGGGCGGGGGAGUUUUCGGUCUCAGCCCAGGCCCCAGUUCACUAUGGGCAGUGUUGUGUUAUUAUUUAUAUGUAUGGUUUACAAAAUUAAAAUUCCAGUGCUUGCACCAGAUCUCUACCGUCUUGUGUCCAAAAUAUUAUUUUGGGUGCUAAUUUGUACUAGGCGGAAUUAUAAUUUACAAUUAUAAUUUGUGAAGGAACUGGUUUGUACUGUCAUGGCUUUUGUGGGUAGAGGAGGGAUGUUGGAAGUAUCCUACUUAAAGCCAUGAGAUUAACAAUAGUUUGCUUAUUAGAAGGCCCCUUUCUAAGAAUGCUGGAAAGAUGUGUACGUUUCAAAGUGACAAAACACCUUUUUUUCCUGUCAGUAUGGCUUAGGUUUCCCCCCACCCACCCCUGAGUGGUGAAGAGUUUUCUUUAACCAACAACCUGUGUUGUCAAAAAACCUGUAGAUUGGAAAAGCUAACUGGCCUAUUUGGAGUUUAAGCCCUGGACUUUGGCCUUUUUAAUCUAAUAUCCUAAUCAACUCACCAGCCUCAAUCUGUAUUAAAAUUCUGUUGUUCAACAAGUUUGUUUUUAUUUCUGCAAAUCACUACUCUCAAAUUCAGAGACCAAACUUUUUUUUUUUUUUAACCAAAAAGUACUUUAAAGCAGUGACUUAAGGAUGAGAAAAAAAUUGCUCAAAGUGUAGUAAAUACAAAUACAUACACUUGGAUUUAGCAUUUGAUGGUAAAAGAAACCAAAUGUGAAUUAGAAGACCCAGGUUUUACUGUUUCAGCCAUUGACUAGAUCAAUAAAUCACAAUCUUGGUGCUACAGUUGCCUCAUAUGUUAAACAAAGUGCUUUAAUAGUUAAGUUUCCUCAUUUUUUCCUUAGUGGCUGCCCAAUGAGGACUGUUAAGAAUAUUUGUCUCCUGUGUGCAGGAACCUAAUUUUGUGAGUUUACCCAGAUGCUCCACAACUGGCAGAGUGAUUCCCAAUCACCAAAUUUAAGAGUGUUUUAUUAGGGGGAUAUAACUUUGCAUUCAUUAAGAUUUUUUUUGUCCCUACCCAAGUAGGUUGGUAGCAAGAUUUUUUGGAAAACAUAGGGAUAUUCAGAAAGUUAAUUUCUAACUUCAGAAAUGGAGUUAGAAUGAGUUGAAUAAUGCAGAAUUUUUAACUCUAUAGUAGAACUUGGAGUAAGCUACUGUUCUACUAGCAUGUACACUUUUUUUUUUUUUCAUAGAUAAUCCUGGGUUAACAGUAGCAAGUUCUUUUUUCCUGUGGUCUGAUUCCUUUUUCUACCUCUAAUCCAUGUAGACCUGUCUUUUUUAGAUUGCCUGCCAUUAAUGCAGGAAGAAAGGCAGUUCCUUCUGUCAGUUACAUGAACUGUUUCAGGAAACACCCUACUGAAGUUCUAUAGGGGAAAGUCCUAAUAUUGACCCAUAAUCCUAAAUCCCAUAACUCUAAACUUGAGCUUUGGAGAUUGGCAGUUUGUAAACUUAUUUCCGUGUUUCUGUAGCUAUAUUGCGCACUCUUACUUAAAAUGAUAUAAAUUGAUAUAGACUAAAGAAUAUUUUAAAAUCCAUUUUUAUGCUUAACCAUAUCUUAUUUUAGGCUCUGUGCUAUGUUCAUUACAUAGAUACUCUUGUUUAAUCUUCAUACCACAACUGUAUUCUUAUAAAUCAGCAUAGGCUAAAAGAGAUCAGGUAAAAUACCCAAGGGUACACAGAAAAUAAGCAACAUGAGAGCAGAAGCCCUGUCUGGUUUGAUUUGGUUUGGUUUGGUUUGGUUUGGUUUUUCCCCAGAGCCU